AUGGACUUUGGAGUCGAAGCGUGCGACAACUUCUUUCAGCACAGCUGCGGCGGCUGGAUCGAAGCGUCGCCAAUUCCUGCGGACCAGAGCUCUUGGAGCGUGCUGGGGAUGAUGGGAGAGCGGAACACGCGGCGCCUGCGCACCAUCCUGGAGGAGGUGCGGACCAACAGCUCUGCUCGACCGGAGCAGAUGACCUCGAGCCAGCGGCUGGGCAUCGUGUACGAUUCUUGCUUGGCCCCCGAGUGGGCAGACGACGGCUUGUUGCCGCUGCAAAGGUUGUUCGAACUGGUCGAUGGGAUGUCUUCCAUUGAGGAGGUUUUCAGCACCAUCGCGACGCUCACUUUGGCGGGGCACAUGGUGCUGAUCGGCGGCGCUGUGGGCGCCGACAUUGGCAACCCGAACAAAAACAUCUUUUCUGUCUGGCAGGGGUCCGGCGGCCUCCCCGACGCGAGCUACUACCUCAAGAACGACAGCGAGUCGAGGGAGCUGCGGCAGGCGUAUCGCGACCACGUGGCGACGAUGCUGGAUCUGCUCUCGAUGCCGGAUCCUGAGGUGGCUGCAGAGCAUGUGCUGCGCCUGGAGACGAGGCUCGCACAGAUCAGCAUGCCAGCCGAGCUGCUCCGCGAUCCUGACGCGACCUACAACAAGCUCGACCUGACAGGGCUGGAGGAGCUCUCGCCUGAGCUGCCCUGGGACAGGUACCUGCAAGUGCUGAGCGACGCGCGCUUCUGCGACCCCGCAUGGAAGAUUGGCCGCGACGCGGCGUGCCUCCCCCCCGCCUUCGGCCGAGCCUCCUCCCCGCUCUGCUCCGCUGGUGAUUGCGCCACGCUUGAGGAGAUCGAUGUGAGCACGCCAGAGUUCUUCGAGAAGCUGCAGGCGGUGCUGCGCGACACACCGCUCGAACACAUCAAGAGCCUCUUCCGCUGGCGCCUGGUGGUCGCGGCAGUCACUGGAGCAGCGAACGGCACGUCCAUAGUAAGCGGCAUGCUGAGCGAGGAGCUCGGAAAAGCGAUGGACUUGGUGACUAAAGUGGAGGCUGCUUUCGACGCCACCCUGCCCGAGGAGGAGUGGAUGGAUGACAGCAGCCGCGCGGCCGCCUUCGAGAAGGUGGCCGCUGUGCAAAACUUGAUUGGACAUCCGUCCGAGUGGACCGACUACGGCGACCUCCUCCUAGCCCCGAGCAAACUCGUCACCAACGUGAUGCAGAUCCGAACGUGGGGCGCGUGCAGAAGCAUGCGUGAGUACGGGCAGCCGGUUGACAAGGACACGUGGUCGAUGGGGCCGCAGACCGUAAACGCCUACUACUCGCCGCCACGCAACCAGAUGGUCUUUCCCGCCGCCAUCCUGCAGGAGCCGAUGUUCGACCCAGGGAGGUUGGCAGCACAGAACUUUGGCGCAAUCGGCAUGGGGCGCAAGUUCGACGCGCAGGGCCGCAUGUCGCCAUGGUGGAGCGAGUCUACUGUCAAGAACUUCGAGCAGCGCGCCAAACAGGUAAAGGACCUCUACGGCUCGAUCGAGGUUCAGCCCGGCGUCAAGCUUAACGGCGACCUGACGCUGGGCGAGAAUCUUGCCGACAUGGGCGGGCUGAAGAUGGCGUUCCGCGCAUUCCUCCGGGAGCUAGACGAGACCGGAGUCCACCCGGACGACACUGCUGGGCACCAUCUCACCCACCGCCAGCUCUUCUUCACCGCCUUUGCCCAAGUGCUCACGGACCCGCAUUCGCUGCCGCGAGCCCGAGUCAACACGCCCCUCGCCAAUUUCGCGCCGUUCAGCGAGGCGUUCCACUGCGAAGCCGGGUCCGAGAUGAACCCAGAGGCCAAGGUAUCAGUUUUCCGCCGCGGUAUCGGCGGGCCGCCGCGCAACAUUCCGUUUCGUGGACUAGAGUCGUACCUAGGUUUGGGGCAGCGCGAGUGGGAGAACUUUUCGGCGGUCGUGGAGGUCGUGGAGGUCGUUGAGUGGCGAGUCACGCUCGUGCGGACAGCAUCGAUGCCGUCGCCGGACGCGGCGGCGAGGCACACGGGCGCCGGCGUGGCGCGUCGGCAGGCCCACCACGAGCGGAUGCGCGACGAGCGCGCUCGGGAAGCGGCCGCGGGCGAGGCGGAGCUUCCGCCGGAGGACGACGCGGUCGAGAUGGCGAGCGCCGUCCACGUGCUGGACAGCGUGGGGGAGGUGGGCCCGAACUACACCCUGCUGCGCAGCAAGGAGACGAAGGCGAAGCGACGGAAGCGAAAGCGCGAGGAUGCCAGGGCGGCGCUCGACGGCCACACUGUCCUGUCCACCGGAUCGCGCCUCGAGAUCUUCUGCGACAGCGAGCGGUGGUACCCUGCGACCGUCAUGGCGCGGGAGGAGGACGGGGACGGACGGAUCGUGCACGAGGUCGAGUACGACGGCUACCCGGAUCGGCGGUGGUGGCACAUGCUGGACGACGAGCGGAAACACGGCGAGAGGAAACCAUAA
Emiliania huxleyi CCMP1516 is the source of this 2457-nucleotide messenger RNA. RefSeq lists its product as hypothetical. Gene Ontology annotation, molecular function: metalloendopeptidase activity. Lineage: Eukaryota; Haptophyta; Isochrysidales; Noelaerhabdaceae. The record is from RefSeq and is a predicted model, not a curated record. Bases 1 to 2457 code for a protein of 818 amino acids. The transcript has 12 exons. Gene Ontology annotation, cellular component: plasma membrane. Gene Ontology annotation, biological process: protein processing.